AUGGAGGAGGAACCCAAUAGAACAUACAUCAUUCUCAGUGCACACGCGGAUCUUCACAAGUACAGAUUCUGUUUCAGACUGGUUCUCACAGUGUAUGUCCUGAUUCUGUGCAGUAACUGUACUGUAGUUUACCUGAUCUGGAAACAGCCAGACCUCCAUGAGCCCAUGUACGUGUUCAUCGCUGCUCUGUUACUCAACUCUGUUCUUCUCAGCACCAACAUCUACCCAAAGCUGCUGCUGGACUUUCUGUCAGACACACAGGUCAUCUCUCACCAGGCCUGUCUGCUCCAGUUUCUGCUGUUUUAUUCAUUUGGCUAUUCAGAGUUCCUGCUGCUGGCGGCCAUGGCCUACGACAGAUACGUGUCCAUCUGUCGGCCUCUGCUGUAUCCCAGCAUCAUGAGGAGAAGCACUGUCUCUGCCCUGCUGCUGGCAGCUUGGUUGGCUCCUGCUGCUCAGUUUGUGGGAUUGACAGUAAUGAUUUCUAAUCAAAAGCUCAGCAGUUUCACUCUGAGGCUCAUCAUUUGUAACGACUCCAUCUAUAAACUGUUGUCCGUGCGAUUUCAUUCUUGUUGUGUGUGUGUGUGUCGUGUGUUCACUUUGCUCAGUAAUGCAGUUCUCACUAUGAUCUUCAUUGUGUUCACCUACACCAGGAUCCUUCUCAUUUGUUACAGCAGCAGUGCAGACGUGAGGAGGAAAGCUGCUCACACCUGUAUACCUCACCUGCUGGUUCUCAGCAACUUUUUGUUUUUGGGAACAUUUGAUGUUAUUACAGCUAGACUGGAUGCAGAUUUUCUAACUGCACAUUUAAUAAUGAUUUUAGACCUAUUUAACCCUCUGUUUAAUCCAAUUAUUUAUGGACUAAAAAUGACAGAAAUUCAUAAAUACAUCAAGAAGUCCAUACGAUAA
Betta splendens (Siamese fighting fish) is the source of this 906-nucleotide messenger RNA. Its product is annotated as olfactory receptor 6N2-like. The transcript has a single exon. The record is from RefSeq and is a predicted model, not a curated record. Gene Ontology annotation, molecular function: G protein-coupled receptor activity; olfactory receptor activity. Gene Ontology annotation, biological process: G protein-coupled receptor signaling pathway. Gene Ontology annotation, cellular component: membrane. NCBI's taxonomy places the organism in Eukaryota, Metazoa, Chordata, Actinopteri, Anabantiformes, Osphronemidae. Bases 1 to 906 code for a protein of 301 amino acids.